AUGCGCCCCUCUCGCAAUCCCUUUCUGUUGCUCCUCGUCCUCCUUAUUUCCCCUAUCUCCGUCUCUGCGGUCGCUUCGUGUUUCAAAGUCGUCUCCGCGCUCGUCGGCCGACCGACUCAUCUCUUCAACAAGUUCCAGAGCGAGAUUUGUGAUCAGGGAUGCAAACCAACAGUUCCACACUGGGAUCUAUGGACUCGGAACAACACAUUCGUUCCCGCCGUGCGCAGCCUGAUACAGCGCAUGAAUGUCCCGCACAAAGAAGAGGCGCUACUGAAGAUGGGCGAUGACGUGGCGGUCACUAUCAAGCAAAACUGCGGUCCUAUGUUGAACGGAGGUCUACAUAUCUGCUCUGACCCAGAGAUUCUGGCUGGCUUUGGCAACUGCUUCAAGCGCAAUUUCCUCAAGGCAUCCAUCAAGCACUUGCCUGUGUUGAUUCCAAUGGCCUCUGAUGCCUCGUGCAAAGAGCAGCUUACGUUUUUGGAGAGUGAUCAGCUCUGGGAAGAGACUAUUCCUGGCAAUAUGAGAGACUAUGCUGCUGUUUGCGAUCAAUUGGGGCCAUUUGACCAUGAUGAGCUGUGA
Messenger RNA from Penicillium nucicola, 579 nucleotides. RefSeq lists its product as uncharacterized. The coding region runs from base 1 to 579 and encodes 192 amino acids. The record is from RefSeq and is a predicted model, not a curated record. NCBI's taxonomy places the organism in Eukaryota, Fungi, Ascomycota, Eurotiomycetes, Eurotiales, Aspergillaceae. The transcript has a single exon.